Messenger RNA from Pogona vitticeps (central bearded dragon), 2929 nucleotides. NCBI's taxonomy places the organism in Eukaryota, Metazoa, Chordata, Lepidosauria, Squamata, Agamidae. The record is from RefSeq and is a predicted model, not a curated record.
AGAAGCAGCAUAAUCUAGCGGCUCAAGAAAAGUAUCAUCCUUCCCCGCUUGUGUCGCGGCCAGAUAUUGAGGGCGGAAGGGGGACGAGGCGAGUCCAGCCGCGCCCGUUCUUCUUCGCCCGGCCCCAAAGCUCGCGGGUCUCAGCAGCGCCGGGGAAGGUUUUGGGAGGCGGACCCAAGAUGGCGGACGCCCGUGGCAUUUUCUCAGGCAUCUGACACAACAAAUAAAAGGCCGCCAUGCCGACUGUGGUGGUGAUGGAUGUGUCCCUCUCGAUGACUCGGCCAGUUUCCAUUGAAGGCUCAGAGGAGUAUCAGCGGAAACAUCUAGCUGUCCAUGGCCUGACCAUGCUUUUUGAACACAUGGCAACCAAUUACAAACUGGAAUUUACUGCCUUGAUUGUGUUUUCGUCACUCUGGGAACUAAUGGUCCCCUUCACAAGAGAUUACAAUACUCUCCAGGAAGCCCUGAGUAAUAUGGAUGAUUAUGACAAGACCUGCUUGGAGUCAGCUCUGCUAGGAGUAUGCAAUAUUGUGCAACAGGAAUGGGGGGCUGCCAUUCCCUGCCAGGUUGUCCUUGUUACUGAUGGCAGCUUAGGCAUUGGCAGGGGUUCUCUCCGCCACUCUUUAGCUACUCUCAGCCAACGAAAUGAAGCCAACCAACGGUUCCCACUGCCUUUCCCUUUUCCAUCAAAGUUGUACAUCAUGUGUAUGGCCAGUCUGGAGGAGCUCCAGAGCUCAGAUUCUUUAGAAUGCCUUGAAAGGCUCAUAGACUUAAACAAUGGGGAAGGCCAGAUUUUUACUAUUGAUGGGCCCCUUUGCUUGAAGAAUGUGCAGUCCAUGUUUGGAAAGCUCAUAGACGUAGCUUAUACACCCUUCCAUGCUGUUCUGAAAUGCGGCCACUUGUCUUCAGACGUGCAAGCCUUUCCGAGGCCAGAGCCCUUUGUGAUAGACGAGGAAAUUGAUCCGAUCCCUAAAACAAUUAAUACAGAUUUGGAAAUUGUUGGGUUCAUUGACAUAGCUGAUAUCUCCAGUCCCCCUGUCCUGUCUAGGCAUUUGGUAUUGCCAAUUGCUCUAAACAAAGGUGAUGAGGUGGGCCCAGGGAUUGCAGAUGAUGUUGAAGAUGAAAAUUCAGCUAAUCAGAUAGCGGGCAAGAUCCCCAACUUCUGUGUGUUGCUGCAUGGGAGUCUGAAAGUGGAAGGCAUGGUGGCCAUUGUUCAGUUAGGAUCAGAAUGGUUUGGGAUGCUGUAUUCUCAAGCUGACAGCAAGAAGAAAUCAAAUCUAAUGAUGUCUCUCUUUGAACCCGGACCGGAGCCGCUCCCUUGGCUGGGGAAGAUGGCCCAGCUCGGCCCUAUCUCAGAUGCUAAAGAGAAUCCGUAUGGUGAAGAUGACAACAAGAGUCCUUUUCCCUUGCAACCCAAGAAUAAACGCAGUUAUGCGCAGAAUGUAACUGUGUGGAUUAAACCAAAUGGUCUCCAGACAGAUGUGCAAAAGAUCCUUAGGAACGCAAGAAAACUCCCUGAAAAAACACAGACUUUCUAUAAGGAACUGAAUCGCUUGCGAAAGGCAGCUUUAGCCUUUGGGUUUUUGGACCUGUUGAAAGGUGUGGCGGAUAUACUUGAGAGGGAAUGCACUCUUCUCCCAGACACAGCACAUCCUGAUGCAGCCUUCCAGCUAACUCACGCAGCUCAGCAGCUUAAAAUGGCAAGCACCGGCACCUCGGAGUAUGCAACAUAUGACCACAAUAUCACACCACUACAGACAGACUUCUCCAGCAGUGGGACUGAACGGAUGUGAUGGUCUGUUGUGGUUUGAACAUCUUUCCAGCUGCCCAUUGGCCCAUCUUCAUCUACAGGCCAUUUCAUUCCACACUUGGACAGUGAGAUUAGAUUGGUCUGGAUGUUAUUAAAUUUUAUUACAUUUGUAUCUACUUUUCUCUGUAUCGUACAGACCUAAGGAGAAGGCGUUCAAAUAUCUCUAACAUCUAUGAACAUUAUUAUCCAUGUUACAAUAAUUCAAAUGCUUCCCAAAAAAUUUUGUUAAGAGAAUUUCAAAGUGAGCCAAAGGUUGCUACUGGCAAAUGUAAAGGAGGAAAAACCUCUUGAUUCCUGAACAGUGUGACUGAAGAACACUUCUGUUGCAUCUUUAGGACCCUCAUUCUCUGUUUCUAAAAUUCUUGGCAUUUUGUGAACUUUGUACCUUCAAUUCAGAAUCAUACUUUGCCCCCUUCCUGAAGAACGCCACUAAGCAUGGUGUUGGAGAGUUUCAGAGGCAUUGGUGGAUUUUCAUUCUCUCUGUGUGUAGUGUUAAUAUUGUCAGACUGAUUCAGAACAGUGACCAUCAUGCUAUCAGAUAACUCCUUCACAUGUAUCUGAAACCACCACCAACACACAAGAAGCAAAUAGCAACAUGAUUAGGGAAACUCUUAAGGUUUGUAGAAUGGAAGAAUUAAGGGGAUAGCUACCUGAAACAGUUCAGUGAGGAUUGAACAUGCUUGGGAACAUAGGAUAGAACAGAAUGAAAUGCAAUAUUGACCAGGAAAGAAUGGUGCUGGAACUUUACACAGGAUCAUUCUGGAUGACAGCAGAAGGCAAUUUUCAAGUUAAAGGAAAGCUUGAUGAUCACAGGGAGAGUUAAAUGUCUUCAGGAUAUCAUGUUUACAGCUUUUAUCAACUGCUGAAGUGCCUUUUUUGCAGCAUUGAGAGGUAGCCAUGUUAGUUUUUUUCAGCUUGUAUAGCAAAAAUCAAAAAUCUGGUGGCAUUUCAAGACAGGUUUAUUUCAGUGUGAACUUUCAUGGAUUACAAUCGACUUUCUAAGGCAGUGAGCAACAAAAACACAUUGAAAGUUUUCAGUCUUGAAAGUGCCGUAGUUUUGUUUUUUUCCAACUGCAGCUAUUUUGGUUUUGCUUGAGAUAAAAUGUGACCGUCGUCUUU